AUGUUGAAUUUGAUACACUUGUGGAGGAUGCGAUGCAAAGAUGGAAAUGACGUGAAAGGGCAUGAAAGGUCUAAGGCAACAUCUGCCAUAUGCUGUCGUCAACAGACGCCGUGCAACGCCGAAGUCAAGGUCAAGAUUCAGGAAAGAAGACUUCGACUUCGACUUUCGAGGAAUGGUCAUUCUCAUACCACUGUGAACCAGCGUGAACCGUGCUGUGGCACAAUGAUGGCCUUGGGUGUCCAUGACAAGCACAAAGCCUGCAAAAGGCUUCCAUCAGACAGUGAGUUUGACAGCCAGCUCGACUUAUUGGGAUUGGUGCACAUUGAUGGCAGCAGUGAUACCACAGUGAAAACAUGUGUGUUAUUCUGUUGA
Durusdinium trenchii is the source of this 372-nucleotide messenger RNA. The record is from the annotation of a GenBank genome assembly. Lineage: Eukaryota; Dinophyceae; Suessiales; Symbiodiniaceae.